Messenger RNA from Rhopalosiphum maidis (corn leaf aphid), 342 nucleotides. RefSeq lists its product as uncharacterized. Lineage: Eukaryota; Metazoa; Arthropoda; Insecta; Hemiptera; Aphididae. The annotation marks the transcript as partial. The record is from RefSeq and is a predicted model, not a curated record. The transcript has a single exon.
UAUAAUAAUAUUUCCGACUUAGCAGUUUCUGUAAAAAUGAUUGUUGCAUUAGCGUUCGUUAAAUUAGAAAAUCUUGAUGCUGCUGUUGACGCGUUGGCAGAAUACCUUAGUGAAGAGUUUCAUACUUUAUUAGAAUGGUUCGAAGACAACUAUAUUGGAAGGGUAAAUAGAAAUGGUAGAGGUAGACGCCACGCACGUUUUCCACCUGAUAUUUGGAACCUUUAUAAUAGAGUUUUAAAUUCCCAAGAUAGGACUAAUAACUAUGCAGAAGCUGCGAAUAGACGACUUAAUGUUGAAAUGGGAGUAUGCUAUCCGUCAAUCUUUUUUCCAAAUUUUUCCGAC